UUAGGGCACUUUUCCCUCUCAACUUAGCUGAGCUUUGUCAUUUCUCUGUAGUCUCAACGAUUUUGGUUUUCUCUACUUGUUGCUGUUUGCUGAAAUUAGGAAGAUUAAUUUAUUCAAUUCAAGUCCGAAGAAGUAAAGCCGUAAAGGAAUGAAUGUUGAUGGGGAAGGAGGUGAAGGUCUGAAAAUGGAGGAGAAGUUGGUGUAUAUGUGUGGGUAUUUGCCAGGAGCAUUGCCGCAGAGAGCGCCUAUUUUGUCGCCGGUGGUGGUCCGGCUUCCGUCCGGCGAGAAUGCGUGGAAGGAUGUUUGUGGCGGUGGCUGUGGUUUCGCCAUGGCUAUUUCAGACUCAGGGAAGCUCAUUACAUGGGGAUCGACUGAUGACUUGGGACAAAGCUAUGUGACAUCAGGGAAGCAUGGGGAAAUGCCAGAGCCUUUCCCACUUCCUGAAGAGGCCAUAAUAGCAAAAGCGGCUGCUGGUUGGGCGCAUUGUGUUUCUGCAACAGUCAUUGGGGAGGUUUACACUUGGGGAUGGAAAGAAUGUGUACCUUCUGGCAAGGUCAUUGGGGAUAAUUCCACUGGUUUAAACACAGAGAAGGAAUCACAAAUGACUGAUCAAGUAAGUCCUCGUUCUCAUGGACUGAAAUCCAGUGAUGGUAGAGGGGCUGAUGAGACUUCUAAAAGAAGACGUGUUUCACCAGCUAGGCAUUCAGCUGAGAGCUCAUCUUGUGAUGAAACUCUUUCAGCUUUCCCUUGUUUAGUGGCUCUUAACCCAGGUAUGAGGAUUGCAUCUGUUGCUGCUGGUGGUCGACACACCUUAGCAUUGUCAGUUACAGAUGUGGGACAAGUGUGGGGUUGGGGCUAUGGAGGUGAGGGGCAGUUGGGUUUGGGAUCACGAAUUAGAAUGGUAUCCUCUCCUCAUCCUGUACCAUGCAUUGAUUCAUCCUUCAACAAGGGUCGUUCUCUGGGCCUUUCUGGUGGAAACAUGGGUUCAGAUAACCAGGGAUUUCGAGUUCCCGGAAACUAUGUAAAAGCAAUCGCUUGUGGAGGUAGACAUAGUGCAGUCAUCACAGAUGCUGGUGCACUGCUAACUUUUGGUUGGGGAUUAUAUGGGCAGUGUGGCAAAGGAAGUACAGACGAUGAGCUUAGUCCUACUUGUGUGUCUUCAUUACUUGGGAUCAAGAUAGAUGGUGUAGCCGCAGGACUUUGGCAUACAAUCUGCAUUUCUGCUGAUGGAGAUGUUUAUGCUUUUGGCGGAAACCAGUUCGGUCAGUUGGGAACCGGUGGUGAUCAAGCUGAGACUCUGCCUCGACUCCUUGAUGCUACAAGUCUGGAAAACGUCAAUGCAAAAGCAGUGUCCUGUGGGGCCCGCCAUAGUGCAGUUGUGACAGAGGAUGGCAAAACAUUUUGCUGGGGAUGGAACAAAUAUGGGCAGCUUGGUUUGGGUGACGUGAUUGAUCGGAAUACUCCCUCUCAAGUAGCGAUGGAUGGACAUGUGGCGAGAAACGUGGCAUGUGGGUGGUGGCACACCCUUCUCCUUGCUGAGCCACCUAGCUGAUCAUGUCCCUCCCAGCCGAGACGGGUACAAUUUUGUUAUAGGUUAGUAUCAGAUGGAUUAUUGGCAUCGGUGUGUGAUAUGUGUACGAGUAGGCAUAUUCUUUAGCGAUCGACGCGCAGUGGCUUGGUGAUCUUUUAGCAACUGGGUCUGAUUAAGUACUUCUCUUUGGUGUCGAUUGUAUAUUUGCCAUUGUAUAUUCUUACUCAUUUCUCUCUACUCUCAUGUAUUCUUGUCAUCACUCUUCACAUUCUCUUUUUAUUUCUUGUUGUAAUGGUUCCUUUUUUUUGGGUCUAAUUUCUGACAUAUACUUCUUGAUUUUACUAUAUGAUUGUUAUAGUUGUGUUGA
Molecule: messenger RNA, 1898 nt
Organism: Salvia splendens (bonfire salvia)
Lineage: Eukaryota; Viridiplantae; Streptophyta; Magnoliopsida; Lamiales; Lamiaceae
Product: ultraviolet-B receptor UVR8
Exons: 11
Coding region: 149-1552 (467 amino acids)
Source: RefSeq, a predicted model, not a curated record